Molecule: messenger RNA, 2474 nt
Organism: Loxodonta africana (African savanna elephant)
Lineage: Eukaryota; Metazoa; Chordata; Mammalia; Proboscidea; Elephantidae
Gene: INHA
Product: inhibin subunit alpha
Exons: 2
Coding region: 776-1906 (376 amino acids)
Cellular component (GO): extracellular region
Molecular function (GO): growth factor activity; cytokine activity
Source: RefSeq, a predicted model, not a curated record
CGGGGCCUCUUUCCCCUCCUCCCUCCCACCUCCAGCCUCCAGGUCCCCAGCGGCCCGCCUGCCUUGGGCCUGAGUGGCAGAGGCGCCUGCAGCUGCCAAUCCCAAAAAUAUUCUCUGAUGACACAGCUGGAGGACAGGAGCCCAGGCUGGCUCCUCCAGGCUAAGUAUAGAGCAGGCGGGACCACCUGCGCCCCCCUCUCCCUCCACGGCCUAGCCCCAGUUCCAGGCCUAGCCCCAGUUCUAGCCCCAGCUCCAGCCCCAGCCCCAGCCCCUCCCCCCAGGACUGGCGGAGCAGCUGCUUGGUUGCAAGGGGCCCUCAGAAGGUGUGAGGGGCUGGUCAGUCUGUCUCUCUGACAAAUAACACCUUCAGGAGCUGGCAGACCCCACCUCCCGGGCUCUUGUCCCACUCGAUGUCACCUGUGUGCUGGCUGCUGGCUGCUCACACCAUCUGUGUAGAGGGGGAGGGGUUGUAUGUGUCGGUCAGGUCACUUGGGGUGAAAACCCUCACCAGCCCCCUCCCCCACAUUCCUGUCCGGAGUGGGAGAUAAGGCUCAGGGCCACAGACGUCUGUGUCAGAGAUAGGAGGUCUCAAUGCCAUGGGCAAGGGCAACUGGGACAGCUGGGCGUGGGAAGGACUGGGGAAGACUGGGGUGAGAAGGGUAGAAGAGGGCGGGUGGUGGGAUGGGGAGGGGAGAGUGGGAGGCCCUGGGCAGACCCUGACAAAAGGGGCACAGGGCAGGGUGUGGGUUUGCAAUUGGCAGGAGCCAAGUGAGCCAUGGUGCCCCCAAGGCCACUGCUCUUCCUCUUGCUACUGGCCCUGCAGGAUGGGGACGGCUGCCAUGGGCCAGAGGUAGACCGGGAGCUUGUUCUGGCCAAGGUGAAGGCUCUCUUCCUGGAUGCCCUAGGGCCCCCGGCAGUGACCGGGGAAGGUGGGGACCCUGGAGUCAGGCGGCUGACCCGAAGACAUGCCUUGGGGGGCUUCGUGCGCAGGGGCUUGAAUCUCGAGGAGGAAGAUGUCUCCCAGGCCAUCCUUUUCCCAGUCACAGGUUCCAGCUGUGAGGAUGAGCCAGCUGCUGGAGAGCUGGCCCAGGAGGCUGCCGAGGGCCUCUUCACGUAUGUGUUCCGACCAUCCCAGCACAUACGCAGCCGCCAGGUGACCUCGGCCCAGCUGUGGUUCCGAACCGGGCUGGACAGGCAGGGCCCAGCAGCCUCCAAUAGCUCUGGGCCCCUGCUUAGCCUGCUGACACUGUCAUCUGGGGGGCCCAUGGCUGUGCCCAUGUCACUGGGCCAGGCGCCCCCUCGCUGGGCUGUGCUACACCUGGCCUCCUCUGCUCUCCCCCUGCUCACCCACCCAGUACUGGUGCUCUUGUUGCAUUGUCCCCUCUGUUCCUGUUCAGUCCGGCCUGAGGCCACGCCUUUCCUGAUGGCCCACACUCGGGCCAUACCAACCAGCGGAGACAAGAGAGCCCGGCGCUCGACUCCCCCACUGCCCUGGCCUUGGUCUCCAGCUGCACUGCGCCUGCUGCAGAGGCCUCCAGAGGAACCUGCUGCCCAUGCCAACUGCCACCGAGCUGCUCUCAACAUCUCCUUCCAGGAGCUGGGCUGGGACCAUUGGAUCGUGCAUCCUCCCAGCUUCAUCUUUCACUACUGUCAUGGGGACUGUGGGCUGCCCAUCCCACCCGGCCCGCCCCUGCCAACCCCUGGGGCAGCCUCUACCCCUAUCCAGCCCCUCUCUUUGGGACUAGGGGUCCAGCCCCUCUCUUUGGUGCCAGGGGCCCAGCCCUGCUGUGCUGCUCUCCCAGGGACCAUGAGGUCCCUACGUGUCCGCACCACCUCAGAUGGAGGCUACUCCUUCAAGUACGAGACGGUGCCCAACCUUCUCACGCAGCACUGUGCCUGUAUCUGAGCGCUGCCUGCCUCCUGACCCCUUGGCUGCUGGAUGAGCCACAUCAUCCACUGGGAGGCCACUCUGGAGGAAGUUCCAAAGAUGGAUGCUUCCUAGUUUCUCUGUCCUUCCACUUGUCUGCCUGAGGGCUCACCUUGUCCCUCCCCCAUGCCCCCUGUCCCAUUGGUAACGUGACAAUAAACAGCAAAGUGCAUAUGACUUGGCAUGCAUUCUCAGGCUUCUUUAAUGUGGGGUGGGACAGUCUAGGACCCAGGAACAUAGGACUGUGGGACCUCAGGACACCCAGCCUCACCUGACCUCAGAGACCUGGGGUUCAAGAGCUGCAAAUGGAUGUGUAGCUUUUGGGAAGCUACAAUGCUUGGGGACAACACAGAUGUCUUCCAAGCACCCCAGACAGCCACUCUGUAGACAGAACUGGCCCCGUGCAAGCCGAACCUGACAUGACAUUCAGAUGGCUUCCCCUGCCCCUGCCACACCUGAAGGAACUGCUUCACGCACAGUGCCCACACCCAAGGCUUCUGUCCCCCCUCCCUGCCAUUCUCUGCUCUAGCUGAUGGACACCCAGCCC